Messenger RNA from Corylus avellana, 1170 nucleotides. Its product is annotated as UDP-N-acetylglucosamine transporter UGNT1-like. NCBI's taxonomy places the organism in Eukaryota, Viridiplantae, Streptophyta, Magnoliopsida, Fagales, Betulaceae. The record is from RefSeq and is a predicted model, not a curated record.
UUCGCGCCUUGGCCAUGGCUUCAGAGAAGAAUCAAAAACUCCCGGUUUCCGAACCCUCAAAGAGCGACGAGAGCUACAAGAAAGGCUCAGCCCUUACCAGAAAAGGAGCCUACGCUGCCAUCUCUUACAUGGCGUCUGCAGUUCUCUUGGUAAUGUUCAACAAAGCAGUCCUUUCUUCUUACAAUUUCCCAUGUGCAAAUGUCAUCACACUUUUUCAGACGCUAUGUUCAUCUUCAUUUCUCUAUGCAAUGAAACGCUGGAAGAUCAUUUCUUUCACAACGGAUGAACCACAGAGCAUUACUAAUAACCCAGCCACCCUUGUACCGUUUAAGACAUUGGUUCACACUCUUCCUCUUGCAUUAUCGUAUUUGCUUUACAUGCUUGUCUCAAUGGAAUCUGUCCGGGGCAUAAAUGUUCCGAUGUACACCACCCUCAGGCGGACCACUGUGGCUUUUACGAUGAUUUUUGAGUAUCUUUUAACUGGGCAGAAGCAUUCACCUUCUGUUAUCAACUGUGUGGGGAUCAUUAUACUUGGUGCCUUUGUUGCCGGAGCUCGGGACUUGUCAUUUGAUGUCCAUGCCUAUACUGUUGUUUUCAUUUCAAACAUCUGUACAGCAAUAUAUCUUGCUUCUAUAGCUCGUAUUGGUAGAUCCAGUGGCCUGAAUACCUUUGGGCUUAUGUGGUGCAAUGGAGUAAUAUGUGGGCCAAUCCUGCUGUUCUUGACAUCAAUCAGAGGGGACCUACAAGUGACGCUGAAUUUCCCUCAUUUGUUCUCUCCUGGCUUUCAGGCUGUGAUGCUUCUUUCUUGUAUUAUGGCUUUCUUGAUAAAUUAUUGUGUAUUUUUGAAUACAACUCUCAAUUCAGCUCUCACGCAGACAAUUUGUGGUAAUUUGAAGGAUCUUCUUACAGUUGGGCUUGGCUGGCUACUAUUUGGUGGGCUUCCAUUCGAUCCACUCAAUGUUCUCGGCCAAUCACUUGGUUUCCUUGGAUCCUGCUUAUACGCCUAUUAUAAAAUCAAAGGAAAAUAAGAAAUAUUAAGCUGCUGCAUGAAAGUUUCCCUCUUGUCACUGGAGGUAAAUAGCUCCAAUGGCUCACUGUUGCUGCUUUUGUCAGCCGCCUAAUUUUGAUCUCAUGAUUAAAUGUUGUUACAGAGCGUGCAUGUUGAAACAC